AUGUCUCAAAAGAUUUCCCAAGAUCCCCUAUAUCGCUCGAAAGCAGAAUCUGUUUUGGAGGUAACUUUCGCUAUUCUGGUUUGCCUCGCUUCCGUAUUUGGUAAUGUGCUGGUUGUUUAUGUUUUAAAUAAAUACUCCGGGAUGCAAACCAUCACCAACGUUCUUAUUCACAAUCCUGCACUGACUGAUAUUAUCAUGGCGACCCUUAACAUGCCGUUCUGGAUAACGAGCUUGUACGCGGGAAAAUGGAAUUUGAGCCAGGAAUGGUGUGAAGUUUCUGCAACAGUACAUCAUACUAUAGUUAUGGCCUCCUUGCUCACUAUGUGCUUAAUUGCACUGAACAGGUACAUGAAAGUCGUCAAGCGAUCCUUGUAUAUUAAGUUCUUUCCCAGUAAAAGAGCAGCUUGGUUGUACUGUGGUCUUGUCUGGCUGGUUUCUGUGCUAUUCGCCACACCUCCGUUGUACGGAUGGGGAAAAAUGAACUUUGACUCAGAUUUAAUCAUUUGCUCAUUCAACUGGAAGGAAGGACACGUUUCCUUUGUCAUAUUGCUUGCAGGGUUCUUCAACGUGACAAUGGUUGCAAUAUUUUACUCCUAUUGGAAAAUUUACAAAACGGUGAAAGAGAGCACCGAUAAUGUCAACGCCAAUGUUGUAAAAAAUGGCGUCGGCACACCGAAAUUACAUCGAACUGAUAUCGAUGUUUUGAAGAGUUGUUUCACAGUGGUUUGUUUCUCUUCAAUUACAUGGUUUCCUGUAGCUUUAUGUGCUUUUACAAUGGCUGGUGGAGGCUACAUUCCACAUGAACUGACUAAGGUGACUAUGUAUUUGUUCUUCUCUAGUAGUGUUGUAAACCCAAUCAUCUAUGGGAUAAUGAAUCCGCAGUUCAAAGAGGCCUUCCGAAAGGCAUUUAGAUGUGGUCGAUAUCGCAACGAUGAUGGAGAUCAGAGUCAUGCAAGAGUUGCAGCUGUAAUGAAACAUCCGAGGAGCAGUGAGACUUAA
This is a messenger RNA of Pocillopora verrucosa, 999 nucleotides long. NCBI's taxonomy places the organism in Eukaryota, Metazoa, Cnidaria, Anthozoa, Scleractinia, Pocilloporidae. The record is from RefSeq and is a predicted model, not a curated record.